AUGGAUAUGUUAGUUCGUCUUAUGUCAACACCACCACUCUCCACCACAUUACAUCAAUUACAUGUAAAAGUAGGUAACAGUGACUUCAAUACUCGUUCACCUAUAUCAACGUCUCCUCUUUCAAUCCGAAUGGUUAGUUUACAUACAUUUACUCUCGUUCAAACAUUUUUCUCGAUGUUAACAAUUGAAUGGGUAUUUUUCGAAAUGCUGACAUCAUCCAAUGUAAUGCCUGUUCUUCGGCGUGCCAAUGUGUCCAUUUUUAUUGAUAUUAGUGAUUUAAAUUGUAUUAGUUCAUCAUCACUUUUCACUGAUCAUCGUCACGUUGAUGUUCAUUUUGCCUUCAGUCUCAUUAAUUGUCCUCGAUACGUAGAAGUGACACAAUAUAUACCACGUGGUAAUCGUUUUCGUCCACGAGAAAUAGUCGGUGCAACAUUUGUUGUCAAUUACUGGUGUGACAGAUCAGAAUGGGAGACUGAUAGAGAUCCUUUUAAGCGUGGACGUCAAUAUGAUCAUCAUAUGUGGUAUACUCUUCCAUGGGCAUUUGAUGAAUUUUAUCAUGAAUAUUUACCACACAGAUGGAUCAGUAAAACACGAGUGUUUGAAAUACCUCAAAAAAUGAUGACAAUUCAUCAAUCAACUCUUUGUACAUUAGAUACAUCAGAUCAAACGUUGCCAUUACCUAUAUGCUCUUUACCUUAUAUGGCACUAUCCAAUUGUAUUGAAACAUUGCACUUGUCCUACUAUAAUACACAUAUUCCUAUAUAUUUAUCCGCUAUUCGCAAUAUAACUCUUGUGAAUAGUAUCAAUUGUCUGAGCUAUUCUUCUUCAUUUCCAACAACUAUUCGUUCUAUUCGUAUUCUACUUUUUUAUUAUUAUCCUAACUAUAUACCACCAAACUGGCCAGCAACAUCAUCAAUUGAUGCUUUUAUACGUGUUUAUAGUGUAAAUCAACAAACAUUAAUAAAAGAGUUAUAUGUGAUUGAAGAAUCAAUUGAUCUUGAUGUUGCUAAAUCAUUUGUUAAAAUUGCUUGGAAUCCAUUUGAAGAUGUGCUUGCAAUUCCAGUUAAAAAUUCGAUUUUUUUUUAUGAAACCAACAAUUGGAAAUUAGAGAAAGUUUAUGAAGAUAAUACAAUUAAAGAAUAUAUUGAUUUAAUCAAAUAUUCUCCAACUAAAAACUUUUUUAUCAUUACAUAUCGUCAUAUGAAAUUAGUUUUUGUUGAUCGAAUAACUCAUCAUGUUUAUUUGAGAUAA
Messenger RNA from Rotaria sp. Silwood2, 1251 nucleotides. The record is from the annotation of a GenBank genome assembly. Lineage: Eukaryota; Metazoa; Rotifera; Eurotatoria; Philodinida; Philodinidae.